Messenger RNA from Triplophysa dalaica, 3380 nucleotides. It is a transcript of the gene prkx, whose product is annotated as protein kinase X-linked. Gene Ontology annotation, biological process: protein phosphorylation. The coding region runs from base 500 to 1573 and encodes 357 amino acids. The record is from RefSeq and is a predicted model, not a curated record. The transcript has 8 exons. Lineage: Eukaryota; Metazoa; Chordata; Actinopteri; Cypriniformes; Nemacheilidae. Gene Ontology annotation, molecular function: protein serine/threonine kinase activity; ATP binding.
GCGAUGUUUUGAGGGGAAAUGGGUUCAUGUUUCUUGGUGGGGACGGAAGGGGAAGUAAAUAAUUUAAAUGUCUCUAAUACCUGGGAAUCUACAUUUGAUAGAACAGCAAUCAACCUGUCCAAACAGUAUCCAGAACACUUCGACCGGAAAAAACUCCUGGAUUCGUAAGACUGAAGUUUAAGAGUCCCGUCUUUGUUUGUUGAAGGCAGGGGACGUCCGCGAUAAAGUAAAGAAUACAUUACGGUUCAGUUGACAUUAUUAGCUUAAUAUUUUAACUAACGUUACUUGUUGUUUGCUAGUCUUAACCGAACAGAAAUAUAUAUUGUUAUGGUAAGCGGAGCUUCACAGUCCGGUACAGGCAAACAAAGGAGAUGUUAACUUGACCGAACCAUAUCAAUGUGUUUAUUAUUAAUAUCGCGUUUUCCAGAAAGGGAGAUAUUGGACUUUAUAUCUAAAAAAACGCCGUUAUUGUGGCUAGAAAUAGGAAAGCACACAGAAGAUGGCAUCGACAAAGGGCAAAACCGGAAUAAAUAAUGAAAGCAGUUGUGGUCGGGAUAGUGGCAGGACAGACGCAGGCAGUCCCACGUCAUCCGCAGGGGCCGCAUCCCUGCCCUCCAACAGGAUUUAUUCUCUAGAUGACCUGGACACUAUUGCCACAGUCGGUACAGGAACCUUUGGAAGGGUUUUUUUGGUGAGAGAUAAAAAGACUAGAGGUUUCUUUGCUCUGAAGGCAAUGAAGAUCCCAGAUGUAAUCCGUCUAAAGCAGGAACAACACGUCCAUAAUGAAAAAGAGGUUCUGACAGAAGUGAGCCAUCCUUACCUCGUUAGACUGUUCUGGACGCAUCAUGAUGAGUGUUUCCUGUACAUGUUGAUGGAAUACGUGAACGGCGGCGAAAUCUUUAGCUAUUUACGCAGCCGAGGACGCUUCAGUAACAACACCGGGCUCUUUUAUUCAGCAGAAAUUGUGUGUGCCAUUGAGUACCUUCACUCCAAAGAAAUCGUCUACAGAGACCUGAAACCAGAGAAUAUUCUGCUGGACAGCGAGGGCCACAUUCGUCUGACAGAUUUCGGCUUCGCUAAAAAGCUCUCAGAAAGGACGUGGACUCUUUGUGGUACCCCUGAGUAUUUGGCUCCAGAAGUGAUUCAGAGCAAAGGUCACGGUCGAGCGGUAGACUGGUGGGCUCUGGGGGUGCUCAUUUUUGAAAUGCUAGCUGGGUAUCCUCCAUUUUUUGACGAUAAUCCCUUUGGCAUUUACCAGAAGAUUCUAGCAGGAAAGCUGGAUUUUCCGCGGCAUCUGGAUUUCUAUGUAAAAGAUCUAAUCAAGAAGUUUCUGGUGAUUGACCGGGCAAAAAGGCUUGGAAAUAUGAAGAAUGGAGCAGAUGAUGUCAAAAAGCACCGAUGGUUUAAGUCAAUAGACUGGGAUUUUGUGCCCAGUAGAAAACUCAAGCCGCCCAUAGUCCCAAAGGUAUCUCAUGAAGGCGACACGUCUAAUUUUGACACCUAUCCUGAGGACGAUUGGAAGAAAGACACGCCAGUACCAGCUAAAGAUCUGGAAAUUUUUAAAAACUUCUGAAGGGAUUUUCCUUGGGGUUUUUAGAAAGACAGAAGGGCUUGUUGAAGGGUCACAAAAUGAUCAUUUUAAUCUAACCAUUCAGGGGAAAUUAAAGGUCAGUUUCAUCAUUAUAGGGAAAUCUUUUUCUGCUUUUCCAUAUCCAUAUUUCCACAUUUCUAUAUCUGCAGACUUGAAAUAGAGAUACAAACUGUAUUAGAACAUCACAACCAUUAUUAUUAUUAUAAUGGACAACUUCAUUUUGUUGGGUCUCUUUAUAUUAUGCAAAAAUGUAUUUUAAAUGUCAUAUUAAAUCAGCAAUAACAAGGAUCUUUUCAAGGUUCCUUUUGCUGGAUCGAGACAAUGUCUUUGCUUACCUAAAAGUGUGUAGUCAUGAUUCUGUGAUGACUCGUAGCUUAAAAGCUGAAUCAGUGAUUUCAGCCUGACUAAAAACUGAUCUAGCCGUGUUGAUCUCCAGUCUCGUAACCAUAUAAAACCUAUAUGUGGUAUAAAUGUACGUAUAUCGGAACGUUAGUAUCCAAAGACAAUAGAAUGUUAGAGGUCAAAUGGAUAAUGCCUGGCAAAGUAGAGGGAGCACUUGCCUACUCAAACUUGAUCUCACACACCUACUGGUGACUUUAAUGCUUGAUCGUAUCAUAAUACUGUACCUGUUCAAAACACAGUGUCUAUUGUGCUGUGUGAUCUUGUUAUGUAUGUGUUUACUAAUUGGUUAAAAGAAUAGUUCACUUUAAAAUGGAAAUUCCGUCAUUAUUUACAUGCCCUCUUGUCAUUUCAAACGUCCAUGAUUUUCUUUUAAAGAACACAAACGAAGACAUUUUGAAAAAUAUUAGAAACAGUAAACUGUUGGUCCCCAUUGACAUGCAUUGGUUUUGUGUCCAUACAAUAUAGUAAAUGGGGACCAGCGGUUUUUGGUUACUAAAAUUUUUUCAAAAUAUCUUAUCGUUUUAUCUUCUUUUGUGUUUUGCAGAAGACAAAAACAACACGUGUUUAAAAUGACAAUAGGGUAAGUAAAUGAUGACAGAAUUUAAAUUUUGAGGGUGAACUAUUCCUUUAAGUGCAUAAACAUUUCAGGAUUAUUACCUAGUCCUUGUCAAAACCUGCCUUGCAGCGGUGUAAAGGUGAAUUUAGCACAAUUUACAUUACAUUGUUUUGUAGGUUGUAACAGUACCUAAAAUGUCUAAAAAGAGGUUUUCUGAAUUCAAGUCUUAAUAAAAACUGACUUUUUGUUUGAAAUGCAUUAGAAUUGUAGUUACUGUGUGUGUUUAAAACAGUUCUUCCUAAAUGCCUUUGACAGAUUUUUUCUGAAGCAUAAAUUUGUCAUUGUAAAUUGUCUGAACAAAUAAUACUUGUGACCAUUUAUUUGCUUUUUCAGCUUUGUUAUUACACUUCCAUUUGAAAUUGCACUAGCAAAUUUCAUAUAAACUUCUUUACAGUGCAAUGCACUGUCAGUGGUACAUACAGUAUGAAGAGGUGUUGGAUUUUUUCAUAAUUGUUUUUCUAUGUACAAUUGUAUUCUUUUUGCUGUGUUUUCAUUUGUUAUGUUUUUUUGAGAGAAUAUUGUAUUUUAUGUUUUUGCCAAAGCAAAGGCUGAAAUGAAGUUCUAUGAACUAAAUGGUUGAUAAAACCACAGCAUAGACAUUUUAUACUUAUUUUUAAUUAUAGAUUUUUUAGUUUGUUGAUAUUUUAUUUGAAUUGCCUUUUGAACUUGGACGAUGUAUUCAAGAUGAUACAAGUGAAAUGUAUCCUGAAACCAAGUUGUUAUGAAGACAAAUGCACAAUCAAUAACCAUGAAAAUAAACUAAACGUUUCA